GUGCAAUUAUAAUGACAUUUUUGAUUACAAAGGCCCCUUUUUUAAAGAGACAGUGACAGCGAGUAUUAUAAUAUACUAGCUGUUAAUCCGUGGAAAAAUCCACGGGGUCGCUCGUCCUUUAUAUAUCGCAUUUUGUGUUUCUGUAACAGGACGCGGUUUCGAGGACAGACAGACAAAAUACGGCUAUUAUUAAAGAGAAAUGUAAGUAAAUAUUUGUUGUCGUCCACAUACCUUUCGCUUACAUCGAAACUUCUUUUAAAAGUAAAACAAACACCAAUUAUUUGUUGUUUAAUUUUUAUACCUUAUAUGAAACUUCAGACAUGCACAUUUUUCGGGAAUAGCAUUCUGUAAAUAGACUCCAACAACUGGUUAAAAUAUACUCAAGAUUUAAUAUGUUAUAAACUUGCAUCAAGAGACAUAAUCGUAACACUGUAAGACAAUGGCUGAUGAUUUUUCCUUGAGACCAACUGAAAAAAUGGCGCAGCUAAGUGAGUUACAAAAACUGGAUCAAGUCACGGCAAGUUUUAAUGGUGAUGUUGUAUUCAUCGACACAACUGAUGGGAUUAAGAACGCAGUGGCAGAAUUGAAGAAACAUACUGAGCUUUCUUUAGAUUGUGAAGGCGUGCGUCUUGGGAGGGAUGGAAAAUUAAUGCUACUGCAGCUCGGAGCAAAAAAAGACACGAUCUACCUCUUCGAUGUUUUGAAACUUGGCAAAGAGAUAUUUGAACUUGGUAUCAAGGACAUACUGGAAAGUCCGAAUAUUGUUAAAUACGUUUUCGACUGCCGUAAAGAUUCAACAUCUUUGUGGUUGGAAUAUCAGGUCAAACUAACCAAUGUUUUGGACAUGCAACUUUUGGAGUAUUUGUGUAGACGUAAAGCAGGAACUUCGUUUCCAAGUCCCAGAAGGCCAUGGCAUCACCGAUUACCAGUGGUUAGAGGUAUGAAUGAUACUGUGUCAAAGUAUGUUUGUUUGGAAAAGCUGGACAUUGGAUCCAUUUUUUUCUCCUCCGUCAAGACAGCCGGUCAAAAUUUGAUGAACACAGAAAGAACCAUUUGGCGUUAUCGUCCUAUCAGUAAUGGUCUAAAGAUAUACGCAGCAUUGGAUAUCGUGAUGACAUGGGCUAUUGUAGAUGGUUUGCAAAGAUUUAAUAAAUUGGAAGGUGUUACCAGAGAAAGGAUUAAAGUAGCGUCCGAGCGGUACACUGCUGUAAGGAGAGAUGCGGGACAUAUUGACCAACUUUUUAUCAACACACCUCUGUUGUUAAGCUAUAUCAUUCCUAAUGUGGAUGAUGAUCAAAUUGUUCCAUUCCCUACAGGCGGUCGUAAAUGUCCUGGAUGUCAACGUAAAAUGCCUAAUCAACAUUUCAAGACAAAUCUAUGCAAUGAUUGCAUUGAAAUUAAAAGAGUCAGCAAGCAUCGACACUAAUUUUUUAAAAGAAUUAAAGCAAAUCUGUUUCACUUUAAAUUUAGCGUGAAGAACUAAUCAAGUUGGAUGUAUAGUAUAUUUUUAUGCUUUGUUCAUUUGCUCAUUUGUUAUUUCUUUAACCUUUUUUAGGUUAAGGGUGGAUAAGAAUGAGAUUUUUAGUUUGUAAUUUGGGAUUUCUUCAGAGGAUUUAUUUUAAAUUUGCAUAAGCAGAGUUUUAUUCUAGAUUACUUUGGUUAGCAGACGCCAUUUUUGUUGAACUUUUUCUUCGUUACAAUAAAUAAAAUUAUGGUUAUUUUACUACUACGGGAUCUUUUAAAUUAUUUAUUUUAAUUUUAUCCCUUGUUAUAUCUUCUUCCCACCCAGGCACCCCGGUAAUAUUACGCUACCCAGGCGUAAAGACGUUUAUCUAGAUUUUUCUUGUAUUUUUUUGUAUUUUUCGGUUAUGAAGUGUUAUUACAGUUCCAAGCUGUAUACUUUUAAAUUUUAUGGUCUGUACACAUGCAAUCUUUGAAAGAAAGUGUUAUUUCUUCA
Messenger RNA from Hydractinia symbiolongicarpus, 1957 nucleotides. RefSeq lists its product as uncharacterized. The coding region runs from base 440 to 1426 and encodes 328 amino acids. The record is from RefSeq and is a predicted model, not a curated record. Gene Ontology annotation, molecular function: 3'-5' exonuclease activity; nucleic acid binding. The transcript is spliced from 2 exons. Gene Ontology annotation, biological process: nucleobase-containing compound metabolic process. NCBI's taxonomy places the organism in Eukaryota, Metazoa, Cnidaria, Hydrozoa, Anthoathecata, Hydractiniidae.